Messenger RNA from Hirsutella rhossiliensis, 495 nucleotides. RefSeq lists its product as uncharacterized. Lineage: Eukaryota; Fungi; Ascomycota; Sordariomycetes; Hypocreales; Ophiocordycipitaceae. The transcript is spliced from 4 exons. The record is from RefSeq and is a predicted model, not a curated record. Bases 1 to 495 code for a protein of 164 amino acids.
AUGCUCGAUAGCAUGGGCGUCAGCACCCUCUCCAGUGCCGGCAAGGCGGUUCCGUACAUGCGAAUGACGGACCGCGCGGUUCCAUGUCAAGAGCCCAUCAUGGCCGCCGAUUUCGCAGAGUGUCGAAUACCGGGCGGCGUCGACCUCUGGACCCGUAAUGGCUUCUACUCGCCCGGGGUGUGCUUUGUUGGAUACAUGGCGCAUUGCACGCAGACAGUCGGGCCGAGUGACGGAUGGCCGCUUCGAGACGGCGAGACUGCAGUCAGAUGCAUACCAGAAGAUUACGACUGCAAUGCCCCAGACAAGGAUCAACGACUCUUCUCACACGACAGCAGCAACAACAACAACACUGACCCCGGUAGUAGUCGUAAGCACGACAUGGACCGCGGAAUCCAUAGCGGCAGCCUCCGGGACAGCUCCCCUCGGGCCGGGACGCCGGUUGAGGAGCAAGAAAGGAGCGACGGCACCCAGUGGUUCUGGAACCGCUGGCAAUGA